AUCUGUCAGAAAAUAUUUGCUAACGAUUGUUGUGUGUUGUGAUUUUCGAUUUCUUUAACAUCUUCGCUGCUUUUCAAUCAUUCAGUCAAACGUUUAAAGGAAUACACGAUGAGAUCCUCAAGUUCAUCACGGUCUCGAUCACGGUCAAGAUCACGUUCAGCGUCUCGCGAUAGACAGAAACGCUCACGAUACGACAACGAUCGGAACAGAAGAAAUGAUCGGAAUCGGGACACAGAAUCGCACAGAAAAAGUAGUGACAGAGACUCCCGAAUAAAAAGCGACAGAAAUGAUGUUGAACGGUGGCCAAAUGACAAAUACUUUGAAAUGGGUCGAGAUGGUGGAAGUAGUCGCGACGUCAGCAGUAACAGAGAUCGAAAAGGCUUCGGAUAUCACAAGAAUAAUAUUAGAAAGGAUAAGAAUGACGAUUUUAUGGAUGCAAGGCGACUACAACGGGAAGCAAUCGGUGAAGAAGGUUCAAUGGCAUGGGCUAAAUCUCCAGCACGUCCAGAAGAGUCUUCCGACGAUGCAAGCACAAGUGUUCUUACUGACCGAAAAGCUAAAAAGAAGCAUAAGAAAGAGAAGAAGCAGGCGAAAGCAAAGAAAUCGAAAAAGUCUAAAAAGAAGAAGAAGAAAGCGAAGCGCAGCAGUUCGUCUAGUGAUGACAGUGACUCCGGAGGCGAUGAAGAAGUUUGGCUAGAAAAAACGGCUGUUAAAAAUUCCAGCAAAUCGAGCAGUUCAAAAUCAAAAGACGGCGAAGAUGGUCAAAUCGGGCCAGCUGUUCGCCAAACAUCCAGUCUUACGCACAAAGAUUUCGGACAUGCACUGUUACCAGGUGAAGGUGCAGCAAUGGCUGCAUAUAUUGCUGAAGGAAAGCGUAUUCCACGGAGAGGUGAAAUUGGAUUGACUUCCGACGAAAUUGCAACAUUCGAGGACGUUGGCUAUGUGAUGAGUGGAAGCAGACAUCGUCGCAUGGAAGCCGUACGUAUUCGUAAAGAGAAUCAAAUCUAUUCGGCUGACGAGAAGCGUGCUCUGGCUAUGUUCAGUAAAGAGGAACGACAGAAACGAGAAAAUAAGAUUUUAUCACAGUUCAAAGAAAUGAUUCACUCGAAGUUACACCAAGACAAAUAAAUUGGCAAAUUUGCUCAAUGAAUUC
Bradysia coprophila is the source of this 1153-nucleotide messenger RNA. RefSeq lists its product as uncharacterized. The record is from RefSeq and is a predicted model, not a curated record. Gene Ontology annotation, biological process: regulation of gene expression. Gene Ontology annotation, cellular component: nucleus. Gene Ontology annotation, molecular function: chromatin binding. NCBI's taxonomy places the organism in Eukaryota, Metazoa, Arthropoda, Insecta, Diptera, Sciaridae.